Molecule: messenger RNA, 3061 nt
Organism: Nilaparvata lugens (brown planthopper)
Lineage: Eukaryota; Metazoa; Arthropoda; Insecta; Hemiptera; Delphacidae
Gene: DppIII
Product: dipeptidyl peptidase 3
Exons: 12
Coding region: 322-2631 (769 amino acids)
Biological process (GO): proteolysis
Cellular component (GO): cytoplasm
Molecular function (GO): metalloexopeptidase activity; dipeptidyl-peptidase activity
Source: RefSeq, a predicted model, not a curated record
CAGUGAAGGUGUGAUAACCUGACAGUGACAGUAAAUUUCAAUCAUACUUUUAUAAUCAACUAAUUUUUAUUAAUAUCCCAAGAUAUAAUAAUUUAUUGUUUCAAGAGAAGAUAACGUAAUAACAUUAAAUAUUUGUAUGUUUUUGUAAUUUAUUCAUUACUUUAUAUUUAUAUCAAUUCAACGUAUUUUAGUGCCGGUCACUGUUCUAUCGUCAUCAUUUUCCAUAAUUCGGUGACACCGCUCCUGAAUUUUGAAGGUUUUGUUGAUGACUUCUGUGUUGAUGAAAUCCUAAUCUCACUUGGGUAGCAACGCAGUUUGAAGAUGUUGAGUUCAAAGCUAGUGCCAGCUCUAGGCAGAGUGCACAGGUUGUCACGUGUUUACAAAAAACUAGUGCAUCCCUGUGAUAUUAUCCGCAGUGUGGGUGGGAAUUUAUUAAGAAGACAGUUGAGUGCAAGCAGUGCAGCCAAUAAUCAGUUGAAAAUGUCAACAAAAGAUUACGUUCUUUCAAACGAUGUGCCGUUUUCUGAAGUGGAUUGCUCGGAGGCGUUUGCAGCACUCAACGACGCUGAGAAGAAGUACGCCCAUCAUCUGAGUCAAGCCGCUUGGGAUGGUGAACUCAUCAUUCUACUCCAGACAUCACCUGAAUCUCCGGCUCUAUUCGAAUUGUUCUACAACAUAUUUUCUGAGCAUUCACUCAGUGAUUUUAAAGAGGAAGCUCUAAAGCAUGUUUCAAAUGACGACUACACGGCGUUCCUUGUUUACGCAGCAACAUUUCUGUGGAACUCGGGUAACUACAAAGGUUUUGGUGACACCAAGUUUCUGCCGAAUCUGCCCAUUGAAAAGUUUGAAGCAAUUAUCAAAUCCAGUCCAAAAUAUCGAUUGCAACCAGUCCAUAUCGAUACACUGUGGAAUGCCUGUAAAAAUUAUGUAUAUUCGUUAACGGAAAGAGAGAAAUCUCUCGGAUUCUCCGAAUCAGGCAUAACAACAUAUUUUUCAUCAAACUGUACAGAGGAAGACGGAAAACUCAUAACCGAUUUCCUGAAAGAAAAUAGAAUGGACGGCUACAACUGCAGAACCUUCAAAACUGUGAAUGCCGAUGGAAAGCCUGUCUAUGAGAUAAGACUAGCAUCUGUUGAUUCAGGGUUUGAUGCAAGUUUCAUGCUGGGUGAAAAAGAUUUCAGGAACUCGAAGGUUGUUGUCACAAGAGGCGACUAUUCACCAAUACUUGCCCAAGUGUGCAAGCAUCUGGAAGCUGCUAAAGAGUUUGCAGCGAAUAGUAAUGAAAAGAAUAUGUUAGAAAAAUAUGUAAGCAGUUUCAAGACUGGAAAGCUAGAGGAUCAUAAGGAUGGCUCUAGGUUUUGGAUUCGUGAUAAAGGUCCUGUCGUUGAAACAUAUAUUGGUUUCAUUGAGAACUACCGUGAUCCAGCGGGCGUGAGAGCGGAGUUCGAAGGAUUUGUGGCUGUAGUUAACAAAGAAAUGUCCAAAAAGUACCAAGUGCUAGUAGACUCAGCUGAAACUUUCUUAGAAAAGUUGCCAUGGGAUAAGAACUUUGAAAAAGAUAAAUUCCUGAAACCGGACUUCACGUCUUUGGAUGUGCUUACCUUUGGCAGUAGCGGCGUGCCUAGCGGAAUUAACAUUCCUAACUAUGAUGAGAUAAGACAAGACGAAGGCUUUAAGAACGUAACACUAGGGAACGUAGUCCCUGCUCAACUAGUCAGUAAAAAGCUAGUCUUCCUGAAAGCAGAAGACGACGAAUUGCUGAAUAAGAACAUUGUGAAGGCAUUCGAAGUGGUGGUGGCAUUGCAUGAGCUGCUGGGGCAUGGCUCAGGAAAACUGCUCAUGAAAAACAAGGAUGGUUCGUUCAACUUUGACAGCUCGGUCAUCAAUCCACUCACAAACAAGCCCAUCGAUUCCUGGUACAACGAUGGUGAGACCUACGACACUGUUUUCCAAAAAUUGAGCAGUCCGUAUGAGGAGUGUCGGGCGGAGAGUGUGGCUCUCUACCUUAGUUUGGAGAACGAAGUGAUGAAAAUUUUCAACCACGAAGGAGCAGACGCUGAAACCAUUCUCUACGCCGUAUGGCUGGAUAUGGCCUACAAGGGUGUCAAGGCGCUCGAGUUCUAUCAACCCAGUACAGGACUUUGGAUGCAGUCACAUGCUCAAGCUAGGUACGUGAUAGCCAGAGUUCUUGUUGAAGCUGGAGAAGGCUUGUUCACUGUAAAGGAAACCGAGGCAGGAGAAAACCUGCUGGUGUCGCUGGAUAGCUCGAAGAUAAGAACAGUUGGCAAGAAGGCGAUGGGCAACUUCCUGAGGAAAAUGCAAGUGUACAAGUCGACAGCUGAUAUUGCCAAAGCAAAGGAGAUGUUCGACGGCUACUCGGCUGUGACCAACAGUGGCGAUUACAAGUGGGCCGCCUGGAGAGACAUUGUCAUGAAGUUCAAGCAGCCACGAAAGGUGCUCGUCAUGUCCAACACUUUCAUUGAAGGGGAUAAAGUGGUAUUGAAACGUUACAAACCUUCAGCUGAAGGUAUGAUUGAAUCGUAUAUUGACAGAUUCAAGAAUAGCAGUCUUCAUGCCAAGCUAAUCGAAUUGGCUGAAAAAGAUGAGAAGCACUUCAAAAUAUCCUCCUGAACAACAAACCAACUGUAAAAUGUAUUUUACAAGUGUACUUUUGAUGAGAAUGUUUGAUUCUCAGUAAUCCAAGGUCUAAUUUGGUUGCAAUAAUCAAUUAUGAAUCUUUAUAAUAUUCUAUUAUCGAGCGUGGUUCAGAAUCAGGUUCACGGAAACCUCUUCAGCAAAUCUUAGAAAAAUGAAUAAUACAUGAAACUAUGCUUGGUAUUUUUAUGAAAGCUUUACUUAGACUACUAGUUUAUACUUGCAACAUUUCUAUGUGAUCAUCUCAUGUUCAUCGAGAAUUUUUGUUAAUAACAUUAUUCAUUACUUUCAAUAGUAUUAUGAACUGAACUGAUCCUACUCUAUUGUAUUUUUCUAAAAAUAAUAUAUUUUUCAGUUCAUGUUUGUACAAGAACUUGCUAACAUGUUUCUGUAUUCUCUUAUUGCA